AUGGAUUCUGAGGACGAUCUUCAUUACUCCACCGACGUUGAAUCCGUCGACGAUGAUUGCGAUUUCUACAGCGGUGAAAUGGACAUGGGUAUGGGUUAUUACACCGAUGAUGAUGACCCUGAUGCUGAGGAUUUCGUCGACGACGAUACCGAUGAUUACUUCGAGUCCCGCCGCCGCGAGCAAAAUUAUACAAUACUAAAUGAGUCAGAUAUAAGACAACGCCAAGAGGAUGACAUUACAAGAAUUUCUUCUGUACUUUCUAUAUCACGCGUAGCUGCCAUUGUCUUACUCCGCCACUUCAAUUGGAGUGUUACUAAAGUCCACGAUGAAUGGUUUGCCGAUGAAACUCGAGUAAGGAAGCAAGUUGGCUUGUUGGAAGCACCUGUUGUACAUGUCCUAAAUGCUAGAGAUCGAACCUGUGGAAUCUGUUUUGAGUCGUAUCCAAAUAGUAGGAUCAAGUCAGCUGCCUGUGGUCAUCCUUUCUGUGCCUUCUGCUGGGAAGGCUACAUUAGCACAUCAAUUAAUGACGGUCCUGGAUGUCUGUCGUUGAGAUGUCCUGAUCCUUCUUGUGGUGCUGUGGUUGAUCAAGACAUGAUUAAUUCAUUGGCCUCCAGUGAAGACAGGAAGAAAUAUGCUCGUUAUCUUCUUAGGUCUUAUGUUGAAGACAACAAAAAGACUAAAUGGUGCCCAGCGCCUGGUUGUGAGUAUGCUGUUCUCUUUGAUGCUGGCAAUGGAAAUUAUGAUGUUUCUUGCUUCUGCACAUAUGGCUUCUGCUGGAAAUGCACGGAAGAAGCUCACCGUCCUGUAGAUUGUGCUACUGUGGAAAAAUGGAUUUUAAAGAACAGUGCCGAGUCUGAAAAUAUGAACUGGAUAUUGGCUAAUUCCAAGCCUUGUCCAAAGUGCAAGCGGCCAAUUGAGAAAAAUCAAGGGUGCAUGCACAUGACUUGCACACCUCCGUGUAAAUUUGAAUUUUGCUGGCUAUGUCUUGGUGCAUGGUCUGAUCAUGGUGAAAGAACUGGUGGUUUCUAUGCUUGCAACCGAUAUGAGGUAGCUAAGCAAGAUGGUGUGUAUGAUGAGGCUGAGAAAAGAAGAGAAAUGGCAAAGAAUUCUUUGGAGAGAUACACUCACUAUUAUGAACGUUGGGCAAGCAAUCAAACAUCUAGGCAAAAAGCAAUAGCAGAUUUGCAUCAAAUGCAGAAUGUGCAUAUUGAGAAGCUCAGUGAUAUACACUGCACUCCUGAAUCUCAGCUAAAGUUCAUAACAGAGGCUUGGUUACAGAUAAUUGAAUGCAGACGAGUUUUGAAAUGGACUUAUGCAUAUGGUUAUUACCUGCCGGAACAGGAGCAUGCCAAGAGACAGUUUUUUGAAUAUUUGCAAGGUGAGGCCGAGUCUGGAUUAGAAAGGCUUCAUCAAUGCGCCGAAAAGGAACUACUCCAGUUCCUUAAUGCAGAAGGUCCAUCAAAAGAAUUUAAUGACUUCCGCACAAAGCUUGCUGGUCUGACCAGUGUUACUCGAAAUUACUUUGAGAACCUGGUUAGAGCAUUAGAGAAUGGGCUUUCAGAUGUAAACUCUCACGGAGCAAGCAGCGGCACAACGAGCUCAAAAAACACAGCAGGAAGUAGUAAAGGAGGGAGAAGCGGACGAGGUAAGGGAGUGAAUCGAACUGCUAGUUCGACCAGAAGUGGCGACAAUGGCACUCAUUGGUCAUGUGAACACUGUACCUUUGUGAACACUAGAUCUGCUACCACGUGCGAGAUGUGCCAUCAACGCCAUUGAAAACCUCUGGUUUCAAUCAAAGUAGAGUAAGAGAGUAAUCAACAACGACGAGAAACAGAAUGAUUUGGUGGGUUUGCGAACCCUUUUUUUUAUGUGUUGAUUAUUUGAAAAAGGAGAAAAAAAGGAAGAUAAAAAAGGACUGCUGUGAUGAUGAUUGGAAAACAGCAGGGGAUGGAUGGUGUGUGUUGAGAGAGGGAAAUGUCAAAUAUGAUCUCAAUGUAAAUAGUUGGCAGUAUAAAUUAACAAAUUUGUGUUGUCCAAAAAUGUGGCUUUCACUUGCUGGUUUAUAAAUGUCUCGUACAAAUACAGGUGGGAGAUUAUAACUACUAGUGUUGAAAUAAUGCAUUAAAGUUUCUAUCAUGCCCAA
This is a messenger RNA of Benincasa hispida (wax gourd), 2143 nucleotides long. RefSeq names its product putative E3 ubiquitin-protein ligase ARI8. Gene Ontology annotation, molecular function: zinc ion binding; ubiquitin-protein transferase activity. Lineage: Eukaryota; Viridiplantae; Streptophyta; Magnoliopsida; Cucurbitales; Cucurbitaceae. Gene Ontology annotation, biological process: protein ubiquitination. The record is from RefSeq and is a predicted model, not a curated record.